GAGUCCGGAGGAGCGGUUGUGAGGCGGCUGCUGCGCCGCGGGCGUCCUGGCACUAAGUAAGUGUAGUUUUGUGCAGUGACGGUGCGGAUGUGAAUCACGGAGCUCGGCGGCGCUUGCGGUGAGCGUAUGUGAGAAACCUGUUCAGAAAUGGAUUGGUGUGGCGUUAAUAAGCCGCUACCGGUGCCCUCCCGGCCUUGGGACUGUGUGCCCUUGCGGGCCUCGCUCCGAAUGAAGUUAAUGACGGCUGGGUCACUGGGUUUUCCGGGUAUUUCUAACACUGCUUCUUGUAUUCGUGUUUGGUAAGUACGGAUUCGUUGAUACUACAGAAUUAAAGCCUUUUUUUGAACGACACUGCUAUCUUGUGAUUGGUGCGCUUUCCUGAUAACUUAGACGUUUGCCUGCGCUUCAUUAGCGAGUCACUUAGCUCUUAGCUGGAGGAGCGACAAGUGUGAAAAAAAAAACGGAAAGGAAAGCUGCAGGCUAUGAAAUGUACCAGCCGGUCGAGUCUCGGCGCAUGCGCGGUGGCGCGGGCCGAUGUCCGCUAAAACUGCAGUUCCCGGCGUGCCCCGCGCCGUCGCCGCGCACGCGCCCUGGGGGGGCUCUCCUGGCGGACCGCCGCUCCUGCCGUCCCCCGCGGGCGGCCAGCAGACGGUCCCGCGUUUGCCCCGGCCCCCGCCCCUCACCCCGAGCCAUGGACAUGGAGGUGGACGCCGGCUCUGUGGUCUCGGGGCUGUCGGGCGGGGAUGGAGCAGGCGCGGGCCCGGCCGAUGAGGACCAGGAGAUGGAGGGGACUCCCAGCUGCUCGGGGUCGCGCUCCCUCCCCUUCGAGUUCGAGCGGAGCCGCUCGGAGUCCAGCGGCGACGAGGACGACGACGAAGACGAGGAGGAGGAGGAGAUGGAGGAAGAGGAGCUCGAGGGGGACCCCGGGGCUCGGUUCGGGACGGACGACGGGGAGCUCGACUCGGACGACGACCGGGAGCGUAUGAUAAACCUCGCAGAGUUGACCCCUUACAUCCUGUGUUCCAUCUGCAAAGGUUACUUUAUUGAUGCUACAACUAUUACAGAAUGUCUGCACACCUUUUGUAAAAGCUGCAUAGUGAGGCACUUCUACUAUAGCAACAGAUGUCCAAAAUGCAAUAUUGUUGUACACCAGACACAGCCCCUUUAUAAUAUCAGACUGGACCGACAACUGCAAGACAUAGUCUAUAAAUUAGUUGUCAAUUUGGAGGAAAGAGAGAAAAAACAAAUGCAUGACUUCUAUAAAGAAAGAGGAUUAGAAGUGCCCAAACCAGCUGUCCCACAGCCAGUUCCAGUGAGCAGAGGAAGACCUCGAAAAGUUCUGGGCUCUGUGUUCCGGAUCCCACCAGAACUUGACAUCUCCAUACUUCUGGAGUUCAUUGGAGCUAACGAAGGCACAGGGAAUUUUAAGCCUUUGGAAAAGAAGUUUGUGCGUGUUUCAGGGGAGGCAACAAUUGGACAUGUGGAGAAAUUCCUCAGAAGAAAAAUGGAUCUGGACCCUACUUGUCAGGUGGACAUAAUAUGUGGUGAUCACCUGCUAGAACACUACCAGACACUGAGGGAAAUUCGUCAAGCCAUAGGAGAGAGUGCAGUACAGGAUGGUUUGCUUGUACUGCACUAUGGCCUGGUAGUAUCUCCACUAACUGUAACUUAAAAAUUGCUAGAAUAUCAGAAGGCAAAAGAAUCCGAAGUCAUCAAGCUUCUUCACUGCUGUUUUUCACCAAAGAAGGCCAUCAUAUUUCCUGUGACAGGAAGCAAGUAAAAGGAACCACCACUAACUGCUGUAUGCUUGUAAUUUAAUGUCUGACUUUUACCACUGUAAAAAAUUACAGCUUCUGUAAGUACAGCUAUAGAUGUUGCUAUGCUUUGUGUUACAAAUUACUGUCUUCAGACUUCACUCAGGGAAUUUAAAUGCUCAACAGUAGCUGCAUUUUUUUAUUUUCUAAAACCACAAGAUCUCAUGGGGUGAACAGCCUUUUCUUCUUCUAAGCUAUGAGAUAUUGCUUGCUUUCUAAGUGUCUAGCUAGAACAGUGCUCUCAGGGAUGAUCUUCAGUGGGCAGUAUUCUGGGGAGGAGACAGUCAUCUGCCUAAAAAAAAAAAGUGUUCUGUGAUCAUCUGUCUUUGGAUGUGAUUUAGGGAGAAGGGAACUUCAGAAACGCAGACCAAAAUAGG
Messenger RNA from Haliaeetus leucocephalus (bald eagle), 2191 nucleotides. RefSeq names its product polycomb group ring finger 6 (gene PCGF6). Gene Ontology annotation, biological process: regulation of transcription by RNA polymerase II. The transcript has 10 exons. Gene Ontology annotation, cellular component: PRC1 complex. Bases 488 to 1672 code for a protein of 394 amino acids. The record is from RefSeq and is a predicted model, not a curated record. Lineage: Eukaryota; Metazoa; Chordata; Aves; Accipitriformes; Accipitridae.